CUGUUGCGCGCCGUCUGGAAAAUGGUAUAUAAAUAAUAUAUAAAUCCUACAGUCUUUCAUUCGCAGACAGAAAAUUACCAGUGAUCGAUUCAUGAACCGGCAGCAGAGAAUAGCGAGGCUGAGGGAGAGGCUAGCAAUAGCUAGACACCGCCUCAACAUUGCGGUAGCUGCUUUGGUAGCAGAAGAGGAAAUUGAAGCCCGACAGCGACGUCAAAGGCGAUGGUGGGUUAAGCCUUGGAUUCAGCGACGACCCCUCUAUGGGCAGUACGAGACGCUGAUGCAGGAGCUGCGUCUGGAGCACCAUGGCGAUUUCAAGGCUUAUUUGCGUAUGGAGCCAGACAUGUUUCAAGAGCUAUGUGCAAGAGUCGGGCCUCGCAUUCAAAUGAGUCAAGAUGGACGGCCUCCUUUGAGCAGCGGCAUAAAGCUGGCCAUCACCUUGCGCUUCUUGGCCACCGGCAACUCUUACCGUUCAUUGGCGUUCGACUUUCGAGUGACCCACAACACGAUAUCCCUUUUUGUGCCUUCCGUGUGUCGUGCCAUCGUGGAAGAAUACGAGGACGAAGUCUUCAGUACACCGUCAACCCCUGAUGAAUAGCGUGAAGUGGAAGCGGCGUUCAGAGAACGGUGGAACUAUCCACACUGCUGCGGGGCAAUCGACGGGAAACAUGUGGCCAUCAAGAAACCGAAAGACAGUGGAUCCCUAUAUUACAAUUACAAGGGUUUCUUCUCCAUCGUGUUGUUGGCAGUGUCAGACGCUCAGUACAAGUUCUUGUGGGCGAAGGUUGGUUCACCUGGCUCCAACUCGGGACUGUGGUAUAUUCAACGAUUCUCAGCUGUCACAGGCCCUUGUAAGUGGUACAAUAGGUUUCCCAGAGCCAGACCCUCUGCCUCAUGACGAUCUGAACAUGCCCUACUUCUUCGUGGGUGACGAUGCUUUCCCUCUGCGCACAUACAUGAUGAAGCCCUACGCCAAUCGGUACCUCACGGUUGACGAACGUAUACAUAAUUACAGGACAUCAAGAGGAUGCAGGGUCAUCGAAAAUGCCUUUGGCAUACUCGCAAUGAGGUUUCGCUGCCUACUUAUUACCUUGAGCGUUGUUCCGGAGACUGC
Mercenaria mercenaria is the source of this 1111-nucleotide messenger RNA. RefSeq lists its product as uncharacterized. The coding region runs from base 92 to 595 and encodes 167 amino acids. The transcript has 2 exons. NCBI's taxonomy places the organism in Eukaryota, Metazoa, Mollusca, Bivalvia, Venerida, Veneridae. The record is from RefSeq and is a predicted model, not a curated record.